AUGCCCAAGCCAAUCAUCGGCGCACUGGCUGAGGUCACCAGCCACAAGGCCGUGCGCUGGGAUUCGCUUGCGGCUUCCCUACAACGUCAUGCCGUGGGGGAGGGAGCCACUAAUAUUAACUGGUGCCGUUUCUGGAGAAAGAAUUCGUUGGGGAGGAGGAAAACAUUCACAUGGCUUGCUAAGUAG
Messenger RNA from Pyricularia oryzae 70-15, 186 nucleotides. RefSeq lists its product as uncharacterized. Bases 1 to 186 code for a protein of 61 amino acids. The transcript has 2 exons. The record is from RefSeq and is a predicted model, not a curated record. NCBI's taxonomy places the organism in Eukaryota, Fungi, Ascomycota, Sordariomycetes, Magnaporthales, Pyriculariaceae.